AUGGAGGCAGCUUCCAGGGUUGAGGCAAGAUUGUCUCCGAUCCACAACCUCGACGAAGAUCUCCUGCUCAAUAUCUUUAUGAUCAACGCGAACAUGGACGAAGAUCCCCCCGAGGACAGAAAAUCCAUCCAGCAUUGGGGACCACGAGCACUCACGGUUACCCUCAACGUGUCUCACGUCUGUCGCUUCUGGCGCCAAGCGAUGCUCUCUUCGCCGUCGUUGUGGGGAAGGCUCAUUGACCUCGACUAUCUCAUUCUGCUGAAGGAAGAGUGGAAACGGGAGAUCAUACGCCGCACGGGAACAUCCCUGUUACACGUCAAAGGCGACCACACCAGCAACAAUCCCGCCUUUCUUCCGUUCCUCGCCUACGUCCUCGAUGUACAUUGGGCGCGGAUCGAAAUCCUUCAUGUCUCCGCAUAUUUCGAGAACAGUUACAAGGGCGACCUUUGGUCUCCCAUAGCGCGGCCGUCGAAGGUGUUAAGAACCUUUCGAGUAGCUCUUGGGGCCCUAGAGAAGCCAAUUCAAUCUAGCCAAACAUUAUUCGGCAACGAUGCGCCCAAUCUGUGCGAUUUGGAAUUGACCGCUCCCUUCCAGGCGAAUCUCUACAUGUCCUCAUCGUGGUUGUCCCAACUCCGCCACCUCGAAGUGUCAGGUGCGACUCUGACGCCUCGUCCGACUCUUCUGGUGUGGUUGGAGAAACUCGGCGAUAUGCCCCUCCUCCGAACUCUUCGCUUAUAUUCUGCAUUCCAGUCCGUCCUCGAGGACCCAAUGCUACUGAAUGUGGUUCUUUAUUGA
Molecule: messenger RNA, 795 nt
Organism: Cyclocybe aegerita
Lineage: Eukaryota; Fungi; Basidiomycota; Agaricomycetes; Agaricales; Hemipholiotaceae
Source: the annotation of a GenBank genome assembly